UCAUCUGAUACCGUGGUGCCUACACUGAGCCCAAGGAGCAGGGCGUCACUGGCUCCCAACCAUAUGCAGGAGGUGUGCCUGCACCGGGUGGAGUCCAUCAGCGACCUACACAGCGGAGGCUCACUGUGCCCCUACCUGGCCGAGGAGGCACAGCCGUGGGAAGAACUGCUGGGGGUCUUGCCACCGUCAUUGUGCGCCCAGGCUGGCUGUGGCCCUGUGUAUGGCCGUGGGGGCUUCCUGCUCCUGCUCACACUGCUGGUGCUCACCUGUCUGGCGCUUGCCAUCCUGGCCGUCUACCUGAGUGUGCUGCAGAGUGAAUCCCUGCGUGUCCUGGCGCACACACUGCGGACACAAGAAGAGACGCUACUCAAACUCCGGCUUGCCAGCCUCAGCCAGCUUCGAAGGCUCAACUUGAGUGAGGCCCGAGCACCCAGCUGA
Molecule: messenger RNA, 438 nt
Organism: Loxodonta africana (African savanna elephant)
Lineage: Eukaryota; Metazoa; Chordata; Mammalia; Proboscidea; Elephantidae
Gene: LSMEM2
Product: leucine rich single-pass membrane protein 2
Exons: 4
Coding region: 64-438 (124 amino acids)
Source: RefSeq, a predicted model, not a curated record